UAAAACCGGCAAUUAUGUUCCAGUUCCUGUUUAAUGAAGAAUUCACUUUUAAGAAAGGUUCUUCCUUUUCAAACAGGUCUGAUCGGGAGUGCUCUCAUAAUGUUCGGGAUACUGACAAUCUCGACCUCGUACCAGAACGCCUCCACAUUCCAACUGAGACUGGUCAUUAUUUGCUGGUUCCUGUUCACACUGCUGUUCACAACGGCUCUGACCAGCUCCAUCGUGACCCGCCUUACCCUCCCCCUCUACACUCGGAGGGUGGACUCUGUACAGCAGCUGGUUGAGGGUGGUUACUACUGGACACAACCUGACUACCACAACCGACGAGCUACUCUCUCUGAGUUCUACUUUGACUUGCACAAUACCUGGCAUCAACAGUUUGAAAAUAGGUACACCUAUAUAGAACAGCAACAAAUUGAGGAACAGCUCAAUAAAAACCAUAACCUGGUGUUUCUUAGCCAGCGAUGGGGGGAUUGGGUCAUUUUGCAAAAUGUCGACUUGCGUAAUGAAAAGCAAUUGUUGGGGAACUUCAGAGUUAUGCGUGGAUCUACGAGGUAUGCGUACACAUCAUUCUCCUUCAGGAAACGCUUUUCAUUCAACAAACUGUUUACUAGAACCAUUCAACAAUUUCUUGAUCACGGUUUGUGGGCCUUUUGGGUGCGUAAAUUUACUGGAGAGGACUACACCAGGAAGCAACUUCUAGCAGAAAAAGAUGUCCAGGAGUUCAAUCAACCAGAGCGACUGACUUUGGCGAAACUACAUCCUGUGUUUUAUUUACUCCUUAUUGGACUGUCAUUUUCUUCUCUUGUGUUUUCGAUUGAGUACUGUUACUUUAAUUCUUAGUUUUUUAUUAUUUGUACAACGUAUAAAACAAGCAUAUAUUUAUGAUACUAAUUAGUAACUUAACAAUUUUUGAAACCAGUCAAAUCCCUACAAACCUUUUUAAUUUACAAUUAAACAGUUAUUUAAUUUAUUAAUUUACUUAAGAACAGCCUUUGUAUUUUACAGUAUUUUUCUUGAAUAAUGUUUUUUUGUCGAACUAUA
Homalodisca vitripennis (glassy-winged sharpshooter) is the source of this 1044-nucleotide messenger RNA. RefSeq lists its product as uncharacterized. Lineage: Eukaryota; Metazoa; Arthropoda; Insecta; Hemiptera; Cicadellidae. Gene Ontology annotation, cellular component: membrane. Gene Ontology annotation, molecular function: ligand-gated monoatomic ion channel activity. The transcript has 2 exons. The record is from RefSeq and is a predicted model, not a curated record. The coding region runs from base 34 to 843 and encodes 269 amino acids.